This is a messenger RNA of Parasteatoda tepidariorum (common house spider), 1948 nucleotides long. RefSeq lists its product as uncharacterized. NCBI's taxonomy places the organism in Eukaryota, Metazoa, Arthropoda, Arachnida, Araneae, Theridiidae. The record is from RefSeq and is a predicted model, not a curated record.
AUGCUCCAUGGCGCAUUCGAUGGUGGCCACGCGACAAUAAAGAAUAAUGUAGCGAAACGGAUUUUAUUUUUCUCCCAAAAAUAUUUUUAUCCAUAAAAUGCAGAUAACAGAAAGAAAGUGAGGAUGUAUAGGAUGUAAACAGGAUGAGAGAAAAGCACGAAAUCCGAUUACGUGGAUUUGUAUUUAGUCAACGAGAAAUUCCCAAUUGAGAAAGAACAAAUUGUUUUGAAAGAUUAAAGAAGGCAAAGAAAUGGGUUAUCAUUGCUAGCUCAUGCAUUCAUAUCAAGCAUCAGCCAUAUUUUUGGCAUCAUUCUUGGCAUCAGCCAUAUUAGCUCCAGCGACUCUGCCCAAUGCAUUCAACUACAAUGAGAUUAGAAAAUGGAAUGCAUCAUGCUCACCCAAAGAUACCUGUUCCAUCCCCAGAGAUCUGGACAACUCAGACCACCACAACUGUGACUGCAGCAGCAUCUGUGUCCUUUACGACACCUGCUGCAUCGAUUCACCUUUCCUCAACAUCAGCAGCAACUACAAGCGGUCUGCUACUUGCAGAAUCAUCAGCAAGUCAGGAGACAGCGUCUUCAUGAUCGAUGUGUGCUCCUCACGGUACAACGGUCCUUCAGAUAUUCGCAGGAGGUGCGAACAAACUUCAAAGGACUGGAGCGAUCCUUUUAACAACAUACCUGUUACCAAUCCCAGUUCCCAGAAGACCUUCAAAUCUUUGUUCUGCGCCAUCUGUAACGGUGAAGAUCUCCGAUCACUUGUAAUGUGGCACGUAAUGAUGGACUGCUCUUCCCUCAGUGAAUACAUGGAUGUUUGCACCGAAAACAGGGAUUUCGUGCUGAAGAACAUGAUGUAUAUCAGAGAGAAGGGACUAUGGGGAUUGUGGUCUUGGGAUUCGAAAACAGAUUGGAAAUUCAGAUAUUUACCAAUCACUUUUAAGAUCCCUCCUGGCAUUAAAAAUUCCGUUAAAAGCUGCAGGCCUAAUUUAGUGUCCUCUUGUGGCAAGAGAUGGCGGGACUUAAAAACUAAGAUGCUCUGUGAGAGAUAUAUGGGGGCCAUUUAUUUGGAUGACGUCGCGUACAGGAAUGUUCAUUGUGCGGUUUGUAAUUUUGUAACCAACAUGACUGGUAUGUUUUGUCAUGACUCAGAAUCAGAGUUUAAAAGUCCAACGAUGUCUUUUGGACUUUUAUUAGACAUCAACUUAAAGGAUGGUGAUAAAGUUGGAAUGAGUGAGGGUAAUUGCGAAAGUGACGAAGUCUAUGAUCCAUUCUCUAAAAAAUGCCGCAUUCUGGAAUGCCCUUUGCCUGGAUUUACUCUAAAAGGUGGCAAAUGUGUGAAUGAUUAAAAUAUAAAAAAUUCUUAGUUUAAAAAAACCAAUCUGGUCAAACAAUGAAGGUCUUGAUAUAGUUUCUCAGAAAUGGUGUUUAAGAUCCCAACAAUUUCAUCUGAACAUCUACAUCUAUACAACUAAACCUCAAUGUUCAGUACUAGUGUUAGAGUUGAAGUCAUUUGCUUUGCAUAAGUUCCACGCUUAUACUUAAAGACAGCUUAUGUGACGACGAACAAAAUAGAUGGUGCGUUUGUUUAAAAAACUAGCUCAAUCUUUUCUCAAAAAAUAAAUUGACAUUUGAAUUUAGGUAAAUGUUAUUGAUAUUUUUUAGAGAAAAAUGGAAAUUCAAAAUAUCGUUUAAAGCAGAUUCUAUCUUAAAGUUUCAGUUUUCAUAUUCACUAAAUAUAUCAUUUGAGUAAUUUUCAAACAAGGUACUUUUUUUAUUUUUUAUUUAUAGUUAUUUUUUAGACUCAACUACCACCGAUUUUAUAUAUUCAUAUGUCAUUUGGCAAAAAUAUGAUGAAUGCUUCAAUUUCAUAUAAUUGCACUUAUUUAUGUUGUAAGUUGUCAUUAAAGACAUGGCCGAUGUAAAUAAAUAAAUCAGAUAUUUUAAGUUGA